CCCAUGAUGCACGCGCUCAUCAGCUCCUGCUGUCUGUGUUUAGAGGGAAAGAAACAGCAGGCCCGAAACAGACACACUUUAUUCAACAAAAAAAUAAGUUAUCCACUGCGAAUAGUUUUUGAGAGUUCUUCGAGAUAUGGCUGGGAAACUAAAUUUUUAUUAGCGCCCUUGCGAGAUGUAGAAUGGAGGAAUGCAUGAGAACGGCAACUUUAGCGCGGAUCAAAAGUUUCUGGGAGGGAGUAAUAGUGGACAUGCAUUUUCCGGAGGUCUGUCAAGAUAAUGAAUGUGCUUUUGUGAGUCUUGAAACAGAAGGCUGAACAUGCAAAAAAACAAUCUUCACUCCGAAGAAAGAUCACCUGUUGGAGCUUCUUCUCAGAUGUACAGUGACACUCCCUGAGAAAUAGCCAUAUAUGUGAGAAAAUGUUUCAUGGCAAAGACCAGCUAAACAGCCACCUGCAAAACCACGACUCCAACAAGCAGGAGCUGCGGUGCGAGGAAUGCGGAAAGCAUUACAACACUCGCCUGGGUCUCAGACGCCAUGUGGCAACGCAUGCCACCUCCGCCAGUGGUGACCUCACUUGUAAGGUCUGUCGUCAGGCCUUCGAGAGCAUGCCGACGCUACUCGAGCACCUGAGUACGCACACCGGCCGGCCACCUCCGGGGACUGUGGUACGAGAAAGGAAACAUCAGUGUGAACGGUGCGGCCGACGCUUCUUCACUCGCAAGGAUGUGAGACGCCAUGCAGUGGUGCACACUGGCAGACGGGACUUCCUGUGCCCUCAUUGUGCCCAACGCUUCGGCCGUCGCGACCACCUCACCCGACACCUGAAGAAAAGCCACGCGCAAGAUUUGGAGACCCUUCCUCCGAUGCCCAUUAAAGAGGAGCCCAGUCCUACCGUGUGCUCUGUUGGAUCUCCGAAAGAUGCCAUAGAGGCAUUUUCCAUGGCCAUGUUCAACUCUCAAGGCCAUCCAAGCACAUCUACCUCAAGGGUCAAUCAUCACCAUCACACGAUGGUGUCUGGCCCCCUUUCUAACCCAAUGGGUGUGGGCUGCUACCUUGAGCCAAACAAGCCUCCUCCGCAGCAGUACCAGCAGGCUUCCAGAUAUCAGCCGAGUUCCACUACCUCAUAUCUGAAAGCAGAGAUGGAGACCUUCCUGACUGAGCUCCAGUGUGGGCCAAUGCCACCGCAGGCUGCCGUAGCGCCUGCCGUCUCCCGACCUGGCGACCUUCUCCCCGAUACUCUGGGAGGUCAGAGUGCCCAUUUCACUCUCAGGAACUCGGCGUUCACCUCAGCUGAGCCGCCUACCACCUCUGCCAACAUGGACCUCUCGCACCUGUUGGGCUUCCUGCCGUUUGGCCUGCCUCCCUACAGCACUACCUUGGGAUACUCGAGCACCACCAAUGCUGUGUCCCCAAGCCCUACCUCUCAGCUCUCUGGGCCGCUUACCUCAUUUCAGCCACAGCCACUGCAUGAGCCUCAGGCUUCAGGGCACUUAAACCAGAUCUCUGGUUUUUCUCCAACUCUACCUCGAUUCCAUCAGGCCUUCCAGCAAUGAUGUGUCCACUAUGACCUGCCAGUCAAACGCGACAGUUCUGUUGCGUCAUUGCCAAGUAGUUUUUAGGUAAUGAACUGGAGAUGGUGAAGUUCGUUGGGUGCGAGGUCCUCAGAUGCAUCCUGUAGAAUUAGAUGAAAGGAUCACUAGGAUAGAUGAAGUUUUGCUUUUAGUUUGAAUAGUUUAACUUUGUGGUUUUUCCUAGAGGGUCUUCAGAGUAACUGUUUUGUAGUGAUAAAUGAACUUCUAAAAUUCAUAAAAAAAAAAAAAAAGUUAGCUAAAGAAAUACCUCAGUAUUUUUGUCAAGAAGGAAAUUAAUGCUAUUACAGUGUUCUCCGUUGUAAAAUGAAGCACUUUUUAUCAACGGCACUUCUAUGACUAAAGGUGCGGUCACACUUAUUGUUCGAACUAACAAAUUUGAAAGGUGAAAGAUUUCCCUGCGCAAAUUUCACAAUUUAGUAAUAUGGUCAUGUAAAUUUUAUGUAUCGGCAAACAAAAAUUUGUUUGGUUUGAAACUGACUUAUGUGUGCACUGUGCUUCAUACAUCUACAUUAUUGACAUUUUUUGCCCAUUGCUAAUGUGGCCGCACCAUAAAAGUCAAGUUGAACUGUGUUCUUAGAUGUACCUCUCAGCUCACGGUCACACAACACAAAAAACCUACCUCUCUAAGCUGAACUCUUGUCACAAAAAGGAUUCAACCAUUUGACAAGAAAUGAAGCAAAUCCUCACGCGAAUUGUGUGAAGAACGUUAUCUCAAUGUCUUUUUUUUUCUUUUUGAAUGCACAGUGGUUUUAGCUAUUAAGUUUUUAGAGUCAGGUGAUUAAUUAGCAUUUAAUUAAUUAGCUUGUGUUGAUUUUAGCCUUUAGGUAAAAGUUUUUAGGCGCUGCGUUGUUCACAUCCUUAAUGCUAAUGAAAGGAAUCACAGUUAUUGUGGAGUAUUUUGUGAAUGAAAUGUAGGAUAAAGCAUUGAUCAUUGAAAAAUCAAUGUAAAGUGAACAUCUGUUUAAAAUUAAGUAGCCCAUUCUGACAAAUUCCUAAUAUGGGAACUAAGUAAAAUAUAACUUUCAUUUUUUUGUUUUGUAAUAAACAAGAAUUUAUCAUAUUUGCUCCCGGAAUAUUCAGGUAAAAAAAUUGUUAUAUACUGGUUUUACACAAUAAGUAGUUCUCACACUACAAAGAUUCCCUCAGUUCUUUUGCCUGGAUUCAGAAGUUUCAGACAAACAAAUCUUAGCACACACCCAGUUAUUGCUGAAAAGCACUUCAUGUAUCUCUCCAAGCUAAACCAGGAGCACUGUUAGAAAAUAAUGUUUUGUCAUGUAAAUUUGAAUGGUAUUUUAGCACUGCUUUUCUGUCUGUACUUUUGACUCCUUGUUACAUACACCAGUGGCCUAUAAGGUAAUAUGUGAUGGCAUAUGUUGUCAAAUCCAUUUUGUUUGGGCCAGCUGAAGGUGUGAAAUCAUUUCAUGAGUUUGUAUUUUGUUUAGAAACUACCAUGGGCAUUUCCUUCUUCGGCUGAACUAAAAUGAAAUGGACUUCAACCCAACUGUGACGUUUAGACUCUAGACUGAUCUACCUCAGUGAGAUGCACACUGUGCACAGCUGUACUGUUCCUUUAAUAAGAAAUUUUAAGUUUCAGUGGCUGUUUAGAUGGGAGUAAAUAGGUGUUUUACAUCUUCAAAAUUCCAAGCAUUGGCAUUUUUGGGUUCCAAGGACUGUUUGUUUUCAUAGACAUUAUGAAAGCAAAAGUGGGUUAGUGAGACAUUAAGGUGAAUGCGUAAAGAAACAAUGUUAAGGAUGAGUUAAGAAAUAAAGCAUCUUGUAGAAUUUG
This is a messenger RNA of Carassius gibelio (silver crucian carp), 3382 nucleotides long. It is a transcript of the gene plagx, whose product is annotated as pleiomorphic adenoma gene X. Bases 421 to 1557 code for a protein of 378 amino acids. The record is from RefSeq and is a predicted model, not a curated record. Lineage: Eukaryota; Metazoa; Chordata; Actinopteri; Cypriniformes; Cyprinidae. The transcript has 4 exons.